GCUAACAAAAUCCACUAUUCCAAUCUCAUCCUAUUCUAGUCUACGUGAUAUUGAUGAUACUGAUCAAAGUAGAUGUUUCUAUUGUCAUAAUCGACUGCCAAGUUGUACACAUCAAUUAAAUUUAUUGCAACCUACCAAUACUACUAAUAAUAAUGUUAGUAGUAUGAGUAGUAUUAUCUCAACAAAUAUGAUGGGUAAUCGACAAAAAUCCACAUCCGCUAUACCAUCAUGUUCAACUUAUGAAAUUCGUCCAGCUACACCGGGUAAAUUAACCGAUUAUGAACAUGAAUUUUAUAAUCCUUUAUCAACUAAUCAUAGUUCUUAUUUUUACAAUCCAAAUCAUACUACUACUACUAAUAAUAAUAAUAGUAACAAAUUAUUAUUUCCUUCAAAUUUCUGCCAUGACAAUUUACACAGUCUAACAACGAAUCAAUGUUCAAGUAAUUUUAUGUCCAAUGUUCAAUGUUCAUCAUCAUCGUCAUCAUCACCACAUGUCUGUAUGGAUUUAAAUCAACCCAAUCAUUCAUGUACUCAGUCUAUCCCUAUCACUACUACUACUACUACUAGUACUACUCAUAUUGACAAUCCAAAUCCUAGCCUACAUAGUAUUGAAAAUAAUGUACCUGUACAAAGUUUAGAUUAUCUAUGUGAAAACACAUGUAAUGAGAAUAAUUACACAGACAAAUCAUUCUUAAUACAAACUGAUAAUCAUACUACUAAUAAUAAUAAUGUUAGUAACAUUGAUCCUUCCGAAACUUGUACAAAAAUUGAUCGAUCCCAUUCAGAUACAGUCACUGGAGGAUCAUUACAACGUAUAUCAUUAUAUUUUACAAAUGAUACACAACAGAUUAGCACUAAUCAUCAUCAUCAACAUCACUAUACUACUACUAUUACUACUACUAGUAGUACUACUACUACAACCAGUCAUAAAGAACAUAUCCUAUUGAAUAGAGGUGACAAAUCACAACCAUUCAGAUCAGUAAUAC
Messenger RNA from Schistosoma turkestanicum, 986 nucleotides. Lineage: Eukaryota; Metazoa; Platyhelminthes; Trematoda; Strigeidida; Schistosomatidae. The record is from the annotation of a GenBank genome assembly.